UUUUAAUAAAAAUAUAAGAAAUCAGUUAAGAAAAGGCUCAUUUAUACUUAAGAAAUACAGAGGGCCUUUAUUAGAAGGUUUUAUUUCUUAAAUUUAUAUUUUUAAAUUACUCGGAAAUGAAAUGGCAGAGUAAUAAACAUGAGGAAAACGAAAAAGAAUUGGAAAUUAAAGGGGAAAAAGAAGAUUCGAAUGAUUAUGAGUUAGAAGAUCUUUCAGAUAAAACUACCCUAACAGAAUUUUUUAAAAAAAUUGAGGAUCUUCGCAAUAUGAUUUCUACUAUUAAGGAAAAUGUACAACAAAUUGAACAGCUACAUCAAAGAUUAUUGAAUGAGAUUACGGAAGAACAGAUAACAUAUUUGCAUCAACAGUUGGAUGAUACGAAGGCACGGACUCGGCAUAUACAGAAUUUGGUUCGAGAUGAUAUUAAAAUUUUAGAAAAAAAAAAUAAACAAUCAGCGCAAACAGCCGAUUUGCAAGUUCGACUAACACAGACGAGUAAUAUUAAAAAAAAGUUCUUAGAAUCGAUUCAAAAUUAUUCAAAAGUUGAGAAUUCAUUUAAUCAACGAUAUCGGCAGAGAUUAUGUCGUCAAAUAGAGACAGUAAAUCCAAAUAUGACGCAAGAAGAGAUCCAUGUUGCACUAAACGAUGAUCAAGGGAUGCAAAUCUUUAGUCAAGCAUUGUUGCGAAGUAAUCGACAUGGCGAAGCACGUAUUGCUUUACAAGAAGUACAAGAACGGCAUCAAGAUAUUAAAAAGAUAGAGCAAACAAUUAUGGAAUUAGCAGAAUUAUUCAAUGAAAUGAAUAUUUUGAUAGAACAGCAAGAUGAACCGCUUCAAGUUAUUUCACAACAAGCAGAGACCGUUUAUACAAAUAUUGAACAAGGUGUUCAACAUCAAGAUAAAGCAAUUGAAAAUAUACGUGCUGCGCGACGUAAACGGUGUUAUUGUUUUGGAUUAGUCGUUUUAAUAUUAAUUGCAAUUACUAUUGUUAUUAUUAUUGUCAAAUGUAUUGGAGGCGUUUGCAAAAUAUAA
Molecule: messenger RNA, 1031 nt
Organism: Pneumocystis murina B123
Lineage: Eukaryota; Fungi; Ascomycota; Pneumocystomycetes; Pneumocystales; Pneumocystaceae
Exons: 7
Coding region: 117-1031 (304 amino acids)
Biological process (GO): intracellular protein transport; vesicle fusion; exocytosis
Cellular component (GO): SNARE complex; endomembrane system; plasma membrane
Molecular function (GO): SNARE binding; SNAP receptor activity
Source: RefSeq, a predicted model, not a curated record